Nelumbo nucifera (sacred lotus) is the source of this 4202-nucleotide messenger RNA. The record is from RefSeq and is a predicted model, not a curated record. NCBI's taxonomy places the organism in Eukaryota, Viridiplantae, Streptophyta, Magnoliopsida, Proteales, Nelumbonaceae.
AAAAGAAGAAGAGAAAACAAAACGAGAAAAAAAAAACCGCAAAACCCAAAACCCUACAAAUCGCUACCCUUACGACCUUUCUUUCUCUGUCUCUCCUUCAUUUCGGUUAUUCGCUGCUUGUACAUACUUUGCUCACCUGAAAAGCCGACUCCAUCGUCAUUCGCGGAAACUGAGAGUGGGUCUGGAGACAAGAAGAUUUACAAAUUAUGGAGGAAUGAUUGACGACCACUGCAUUUGGCAGGGAUACUGAGUGUCUUGGCCUGAGAACGAACAAGUGAACGAACCCACUUCGGAUGUCAUCAACUCAUCAUCAUCCGCUCCACAGAGUUUAUCUCUAAGUUGGGCUCAUGGGAAAUGAUGACGUUGCAAAGAUGAAGCAAAAACAUGGAUCAAAGAGGAAGACGCAGUUUCAACUUGAAUCCUUGGAGAACUUUUAUUCAGAGGAACAAUACCCCACACAAGCAGUGAUGGAGGAUUAUGCUACUGCACUGAACUUGACAUAUAAGCAGGUCCGAGGAUGGUUUGUUGAGAGGCGUAGGAAGGAUAAAAGGGAAAAUGAGGAAUCUGGGGAGGCCUCAACAGUUAAGGUGAGAAGCUCUAUGGUGAGAAGAAAGACUAACAAGUUAAAGAGAAAACUUUAUUGUCUCCAAGAUAUAUUUCCUUCAGAUUACAUUUUGAAGAAGGUAUUCCGUAAAGAUGGUCCUCCUCUUGGUUCGGAGUUUGAUGCUCUUCCUGCAGGAGCCUUUCACCAUUGUAAAGAUUCCAGAAAUUCUCAUCCUGCUUGCCGAGACAACCAAAGAGCACUCAAAAAGAGAAAGAUCUCCAAGUCCUCAAAUCCAGACUCUCAAAUUUGCAAGAGUGCUCCAGUGAAGAAACAUGGUAUUGGGAAAGGCUUAAUGACAGUUUGGCGUGCUACAAAUCCUGAUGCUAAAGGUUUGCCUGCUGGCGUCAAUUUUACUGGGAUAGAAACUGGUAAUAUACAACCAAGUUUGGCUUCUUCAAAAUCCAAAAAACAAGGUAGAGAAAAAAGGUUGCAACAUCAAAGGCUUCUUGAGAAACAGAGAAGAUUGGAUAAUAAACUGCAGAAUAAGAAAACUUCUAUGAGAAAAAGAAAGACGGAAUGCAACAAGGAUGGCCAUCCAAAGAGGCUACACAAUGUAGAAUGCAAACUUGCACUGGAAGGAUUAAGGUCUUUAGAGCAGCCGAAUGAAUUAGCAGUGCAGGUGGAUGAUGAGGAACUGGAGCUUAGAGAGCUACAAGCAGGACCAAAUCCACUAACAUGCUGCGAUCAUCUGGCAACAAAUGGAAUACAUGGUUGCUCCCUUUGCAAAGAUUUGCUGGCUAGGUUUCCUCCACAUUCUGUGAAGAUGAAGCAAGCAUUCUGUAUGCAACCAUGGAAUUCUUCACCAGAGCUUGUCAAAAAACUUUUUAAGGUCUUUCAUUUCUUGUACACUCAUUCUGUGGCAAUUGAACUGUGCCCCUUUACUCUUGAUGAGUUUGCUCAAGCAUUUCAUGACAAGGACUCUUUGCUACUUGGAAAAAUUCAUGUUUCUCUACUCAAACUUCUUCUGUCUGAUGUUGCAAUAGAGCUUAGUAAUGGAUAUCUUCCUCGCAUGAGUAAAGACUGCAGAUUCCUUUGGUUUCUUCACUCGGUAGAAAACCAAGAAUUUUUGGUGAAGUUCUGGAAUGAAUCUCUGAAUCCUCUUACAUGGACAGAAGUUCUACGUCAAAUCUUGGUUGCAGCUGGUUUUGGUUUGAAACAAAGUACAUUGCGAAAGGAAGCCCUUAACAAGGAGGGGAAUGGUAUGGCAAGAUAUGGUUUACGUUCUGGUACCUUGAAGGGUGAAUUGUUUAGUAUUCUGUCCGAGCAAGGUGCUAGUGGGUCGAAAGUUUCUGAGUUGGCAAAAGCUCUUCAGAUUGUUGAAUUAAAUCUCACCAGCACAACUGAUGAACUGGAGCAUCUAAUAUGUUCAACUCUUUCAAGUGACAUUACCUUAUUUGAGAAGAUAUCACCUUUUGCAUAUCGUCUUCGGAUAAAUCCUCUUGUCCCAAUGGCAGCUGAAGAUUUUCAAUCAGAAUCUGAGGACUCUGGAAGUGUUGAUUAUGACUCAGACGAAAAUGGCUCAAGUGACAGUAGUGAUGAUUCUGACUUAGAUUCAGCAACAAACAAUCUAAGUAUAAUUAGGUACAAGGGUCACCGUAAAAGGAUGAAUAAUAUGUUGACUUUACAUACUGAAAUUGAUGAAAGCAAUUCCGGGGAGAUGUGGGUGUUAGGGUUGAUGGAAGGUGAAUAUUCUGAUCUAAGCAUUGAAGAGAAGCUGAAUGCUUUAGUGGCUUUGGUUGAUCUUGCUAGUGCUGGAUCUAGUUUAAGAAUGGAGGAUCACACAAGAGUUAGAACAGCUACUGUUCCUGAUUCCUGGUGUCAUGGUUCUGGGGCCAAAAUAAAGAGAUCAUCAGCAAUGCAGAAGAAUCUGGCAGUUGCCAUCUAUCCUCAAUCAGGCUUCAGGGAAACACAUAAACCAUUGGAAGUUCUUCCAAUUGAUUCUUCCACAACAGUUUUGAAGACUUGUCGGAAGGAGAAAUGCUCUAGCAGAACCUCUUGUUCCAAGGCAAAGGCUGCAGAAGCAACAGAGAUGGUGGGAUCUGAUGUGCAUCCGCUGCAAUCAGUUUACUUAGGAUCAGAUCGUAGGUACAAUAGAUAUUGGCUUUUCUUGGGCCCAUGUAAUGAAAGUGAUCCAGGCCACAGGAGGGUCUAUUUUGAGUCUUCUGAAGAUGGUCACUGGGAGGUGAUUGAUACAGAAGAGGCUUUAUGUGCAUUGCUUUCAGUAUUGGACCGUAGAGGUGCACGGGAAGCUCAUCUUCUUGCAUCUCUGGAGAAGCGGGGAACUUUUCUUUGCCAAGCUAUGUCCAAUAAAAUGGCAGUUGACACUGAAGCAAGACAAUCAACACAAUCUGAUCAAUCUGAGAUAGAUAGCGUAGGUGUAGAAGGUUCUUCUCCAGUCUCGGAUAUAGACAAUAAUCUAUGUCUUACAGAGACUGCAAAUGGUUCUUUACCUUCAUCUGCUGCCAUAGUUCUUGAACUUGGAAAGAAGAUAGAAGAACAAAGACAAAAAUGGAACCGUCUUCAAGCAUUUGAUUCAUGGAUAUGGAAUUCUUUCUACUUAGAUCUCAAUGUUGUAAAACAUGGAAAAAGAUCUUAUGUGGAUUCACUUGCUCGCUGUGAGAGUUGUCAUGACCUGUAUUGGAGAGAUGAAAAACAUUGUAAAAUAUGCCAUACAACAUUUGAGCUAGACUUUGAACUUGAAGAAAGAUAUACUAUCCAUGUUGGCACAUGCAGAGAAAAAGACAAUGGUAUGCUGCCGAAUCAUAAAGUUCUAUCAUCACAGUUGCAGUCACUCAAAGCUGCAAUCCAUGCAAUUGAGUCAGUUAUGCCUGAAGAUGCCCUACUGGGUGCAUGGAAAAAAUCUGCUCACAAGCUUUGGGUCAAGCGGCUUAGACGCACCUCAUCCUUACCUGAGCUGUUGCAGGUUCUUGGUGAUUUUGUUGGUGCUAUCAAUGUGGAGUGGUUGAGUCAAUGCAGCUCCAGCCUAUGUUGUAAUGCUACUGUGGAUGAGAUCAUUGUAUUCUUUCCUACCAUGCCCCAAACAACAUCUGCAGUUGCAUUGUGGUUGGUCAAAUUGGAUACUUUGAUUGCUCCUUGUUUAGAAAGGAUUCAUUCUGAAAAGACACAAGAAAGAAAUUCGAGACUGAAAGGUAGGCGUGUUCCUACAUAAUUCAGAUUGUUGGGGAAAUGGUACUUUUUGAUGUACAUUUGAAGUGACGAAUCAAUUUAUCUAGUCUCAAUCCAAAGGGAAGUAAUCUUUGGGAGUUAAUAAUUGGUGAACAGUUGCAAGCAAGCUUCAUUUACCUUUGAUUGGAGGACCAUCAGGCCUCGUAGGAACAUUUUCUUUUUAUUUUUUUUUCCUAUAUAGUUUGUACAGAAAGUGUGCUUAUGCACUAUUCCAUUUUUGACCGCUACAGUAAUCCACAGGCAAUUGUGAGAGUUUGUACAGAACAGGAAUUCAGUAAGACAUGUCCGAUUGCUGUACUCGUUACAAGUUGAUCUGUGUCAAUCCCUUUUAUGGAGGGUUAAAGAAUUUUCUGGUAGCAUAAGGAAAGUACUCUUGCUUGUGUACAUUAACGUGGUUCAUGCAAAAUUUGAA